AUGCGCCAAAUGGCUGAUGUGGGUGGCCUCGCGGGCCCCCUGCGAGCCUGGAGCCCCCUUCCCGAGGGGCCCGCCUCUGGCCCCCAGCGAUUGCGGGUGUCUGAGGCUCUGUGCUGCCGUGACCGUGGGGCCCCAGCGACACCAGUCAUUCCGGUGGGGACGCGGGAGCUUGUGGCCUCGCCUCCCCGAGGCGGCCCCCCGGGUCGGCCACGCAGCCGCAGCCCAGCGACCGUGAGGCCCCCUCUGAUCGGGACGCGGGCCGGGCCGGGCGAACGUGCAGCUGAGGAGGAGCUGGAUGGUGUGGAGGGUGUGGCGGGGGGUGUGGUGGGGGGGGCCUUCAUGGUCACUGUGGCCGAGGCCACAGAUUCCAGCUCCCGGCGAGCACGCUCUCUCGCCUUCGCCAGCCUGUCCGGACGCUGCCGGCUCCGGGCCUGGGGCCGUGUCCGCCCCUCAUGGUGGCAGAGCUGGGAUCCGAGUGCUGGAGCUCGGGGACAGCCGCUCACCUUGAGCCCAGAAGAGGCAGGAGGCGAGGGGAGGUUGUGCUUGCCGGGCGCGCAGUCCAAGGGGAGGCAGAGACGCCGUCUCGGACCACCGCUGGCGACGCCCUCUGCGUGCUGCCGCCCACCUGGCCCGACGCCAGCGGACCAGCCUCAUCCGCACUGCCGGCUGGACGUGGGGACUCCUUGUAACACCUGGAAAGCUCAUUUCAGAUCUGCGGCAGGAACUAGGACAACUCACACGGCGGGCCUCGGGUUUGCCGGGAGCCCGAGCCCCGAGCCAGCCGCUGACCCCGCCUGUCCUCGGGGCACAGGGGAGCCAGCAAACCCCCAGCCGCCCAUGAGGCCAGCGGGGGUCCAGCUCCGGUCACAGGAAAAACUAGUGAUUUUGCCAACUUCCUGGAUGUUCAUUUCUGGUUCUGCACAAAAGAGCCACAUUUCCUUUUGGAUCCGGGAUCAGGAGACAGACAGCAGCAGAUCCGGGAAACACUCGCGGCCCCACGGGGAGGGGUGUGCUCGCCAACUGCGUGACUGCAGGUUUCAUUCCGAGGCUCCGAAAGAUGGCGAAAGUAAACAGAAGUAG
This is a messenger RNA of Suricata suricatta (meerkat), 1080 nucleotides long. RefSeq lists its product as uncharacterized. Lineage: Eukaryota; Metazoa; Chordata; Mammalia; Carnivora; Herpestidae. The record is from RefSeq and is a predicted model, not a curated record. The transcript has 9 exons. Bases 1 to 1080 code for a protein of 359 amino acids.